Messenger RNA from Sceloporus undulatus (fence lizard), 3972 nucleotides. It is a transcript of the gene FAM20C, whose product is annotated as FAM20C golgi associated secretory pathway kinase. The annotation marks the transcript as partial. The transcript is spliced from 10 exons. Gene Ontology annotation, biological process: protein phosphorylation. Lineage: Eukaryota; Metazoa; Chordata; Lepidosauria; Squamata; Phrynosomatidae. The record is from RefSeq and is a predicted model, not a curated record. Gene Ontology annotation, cellular component: Golgi apparatus. Gene Ontology annotation, molecular function: protein serine/threonine kinase activity.
UUCGACCGGCUGCCAAGCUGGAGCGGAGGGGGCGGGGGCGGCGGCGGUGGAGAGGGACGGAGGAGGAGGCCUGGGACUGGGCUCGGAGAAGAGGCCCGGCCUCCCCCGCUGCAGCUGCGCCACAAGGCCCCGGCGCCAGGCCCUGAGGCUGCAGCGGGGGGUCCUCCGGCCUCGGAGUCGGCUCGGAGGGCGGGCUGGCCCAGCAAGCACACCCUCCGCCUCCUGCAGGACUUCAGCAGCGAGCCGGGCUUCCAACCUGAGCUCGCCUUCGCUGGAGAAAGGGCCCCCUUCUCCUCCUCCAUCUCGCUCCUCCUGGGAGAGGCCCCAACCAGAAGCCCCUCAUGGUCCCCGAGGGAGGCAGAGAGCCGCAAGGAAGGCUGCCUGUGCUCCCUCCGAGGCCUCUUCCUCCCUCCUCCUCCUCCUCCUCCUCGAAGCUGGCGGCCCCUUCCAGCACGGCCUCUACCGCCUCCCCGCCGCCGGGCCGGGGCUCCUGGUCUGUCCGAGGCCGACCUCCUCUUCAACGUCAACAGCGACAUCCGCUCAACCCCAAGGCAGCCGCGCCGCGCCGCCGCCGCAGAGAACCCCGAAUGGCAAAAUGAAGGCAACGAAGACGAAGAAUUCCUACCCACUGGAGAAACAUCGAUUGAUUCCUAUCCAAACUGGCUCAAGUUCCACAUUGGCAUUAACCGAUACGAACUGUAUUCCAGACACAACCCGGCCAUUGGAGCCUUGCUACAAGACCUGGCCUCCCAGAAAAUAACAAGUGUUGCAAUGAAAUCAGGAGGCACCCAGCUCAAACUGAUCAUGACAUUCCAGAACUAUGGACAAGCUUUGUUUAAGCCAAUGAAACAAACAAGAGAGCAGGAGACUCCUCCAGACUUCUUUUAUUUCUCCGACUACGAAAGACAUAACGCUGAAAUUGCAGCAUUUCACCUGGACAGAAUCCUGGAUUUCCGCCGUGUGCCGCCGGUUGCAGGCAGAUUGGUUAAUAUGACCAGAGAAAUAAGGGAUGUCACGCGUGACAAGAAAUUAUGGAGGACAUUCUUCAUCUCCCCAGCCAAUAAUAUCUGUUUCUAUGGCGAGUGCUCCUACUAUUGUUCAACUGAGCAUGCGCUGUGUGGGAAGCCAGACCAGAUUGAAGGUUCUCUUGCUGCAUUUCUGCCAGACCUUUCCUUAGCCAAAAGGAAGACUUGGAGGAAUCCGUGGAGACGUUCCUAUCACAAACGCAAGAAAGCAGAGUGGGAAGUUGAUCCAGAUUACUGUGAAGAAGUUAAGCAAACUCCACCUUACGACAGGGGGACCCGAAUUUUGGAUAUAAUGGAUAUGACCAUCUUUGACUUUCUCAUGGGAAACAUGGACCGGCAUCACUACGAAACAUUUGAGAAAUUUGGAAAUGAAACUUUUAUUAUCCACUUAGACAAUGGCAGGGGGUUCGGGAAAUACUCCCACGAUGAACUUUCUAUCUUGGUGCCUUUGAACCAGUGCUGCAGAAUACGGAAGUCCACCUAUCUACGACUACAGCUACUAGCCAAGGAAGAGUACAAGCUUAGUCAUCUGAUGGAAGAGUCUUUAAUGAAAGACAAAAUUGCUCCCAUUUUAUACAAGUUGCACCUGGAAGCUAUGGACCGUCGGCUCCGGAUAGUCCUCAAGGCUGUCAGUGACUGUAUAGAAAAAGAUGGUUACAGCAACGUGGUUGAAAAUGACUUUACCGCCGACAUGAGCACGAUUAUGACCAAGAGGUAGUGAAAUCGCAGGACCCAAUUUUUUAUUAGCUCUGUCAAAGAAGAAAGAAAGAAAGAAAAACAACACACAAAAAAGAAACAGUCUUGCAAAGGACUGUGUAUGCCACUUUGUGAAUUCAAUGAAUUCAGAAAAUGCAAUUAUAAUUGUUCUCCAAGUAGCUAAGGCGUAGACUGCGAAGAAUAUAGGUUGAGGAUGAAGAGCCGUAGGAGUUCACAGAAGCAGCGGAAGCAGCUUUGGUGGCCCUCAGGGGACCCCCAUGUUUUCAGUGGAUGCGACCUCACACUUCAUACAGUCCUGCUUCCCUGAAACUCUUAACUUAUUUCUUCCCUUUGCCCAUUAAAGGCAUUGGAUUGCACAUCAUGUGUGGAGCUUCUGGAAAGCCCCACCUCGCAUGGUCAUCUUGUUGUUCCUGCAAUGAGUGAGUCUGUAACCAAGCUCUGCCCCUUCCACACAGCCACAGGUGUGCAUGCACAUGAUGGGUGAAGCUUAUGAGCAGCACUGGAUCAGGCUUGUGGGAAAUUCAGGUAGAUAACUAAGCAGCAACAGGAUUAUCUGCCUGUGGAUUAGGUAACUUGGGCAAACAAAGAAGUGACACUUAAUUGCCGCUCUUCUUAACAAAUCAAUUCCCCAAAGAGGAUUGGAAAGAUAUUUGAAAUCGCUGCUCAAUGGCACUUGCCUGUCCACAAAAUGGUCCUUCUCUGUUCCCCUCCCUUCUUCUUUCAUUUGUACAGAAAGCAGAUCUUUAUUUAAUAUUUUGUAUUUAUAGAAGCGAUGGCUGUGUUCUUUGAAAAUGAAAACCUACCUACCAAUUUUUAUUUUUAAAAGAGAGGCACCAGGUUAUUGUACGUUGCUCACAGAGGAAAGGAUUCUAGAGGGAAAUGCUGGAGUCGAGCUACUCUACACCGUUAACAGUCUUUCUGGGACUGUUCCACUUUGGAACCCUGGGCUGGCAUUCAGUAAUGGACUGGCUUUUUCAUAGGUGGACUUACAUGUGCGGGAAAUAGAGUUGAGCUGUUUCGCCACAUCUGUAUUUACUUAGGGGCUGUUGUGAAAUUACUACAUAUAAGCAUCCAUAACUCAAUGGUGGAGCGACUGAAACGCUAGUGUACAGUGGGUGCAAAUGUGCAUUAGUGUGCUCCCCAGUGCACAUGCAGACAUCAGCAGGAGAGAUCUGGAGCACAAAAGGGGUGCCCAGUGCACAUUGGAAGUAUCCAGUGUGAAUCAGAAGAGCCCAAUGAGCAUCAGAAAUGACCAAUGUGCAGCAGAAGAGGCCACUGCACAUCGGAAGUGCCUGAUGUGUAUUGAAGCACUCUUGCCAAUGCCCUGAUGCACAACUUAGUGAUUCACUCACUGGGUUUUGUUGAGUAUCUGCAACAUAGCUAAGGAUUUGCAAAGUUACGCAGCACAGCCCAUGAGGAAGAAUCUCAGUCCUGUUUUGGUAUGCAGGCAUGGAAAGAAUUAAAUCCUUAAAUGCAGCCCUGUGCAAAGCAACACAAAUAUAGAAAACCAACAUAUUGAGGGGAAGGCUAGAUUAUAACUAUUCUCCCCAAUGUGGUACUUUUCAACAAGACAAUGCAUUUGUAAUGGAGCAGAAGCCUUUCUCCACCUGUGUCUUGAAAUGGUAUAGUCUCAGACAGGACUAUGCCACCUGCUUUUUCUCAGUUGUGCACAUUAACAGUUCCUUGUGUUGUCCUUCAAGUUCUUUCUUUAACGGUACCUUAUUUAAAUUGUUCGUUCCCAGCCGACACACACAUAUCCAUACACCAUUUCGAGGAUGAAUCUGUCUCAGACUGGUUUUCAAAGCCAAAAGAAAAACAACAUACCCCACAACCACAGCACAACCCGACAAAGUUACAGCAACGUAGUCAGAAAAAAAAGAAGAUUUUGAUAAUUUGCGCAUUGACAGGAAUACUUGAAUGUGAUUUUACAAAGUGAUGUUUUAAAAAAAAUGACAAAUUGUACUAUUUAUCCAUACGAAAACAGCAGCUCUUAUCUUUCUAGGCUGUCAUAGCAGGGCUGCUGCUUUCCUGACUUUUGCUUUUGAUAGUUUCCAUGUAAAUAUAUACAUAUACCAGUUUAAAAUAAAUGAGGGUUCAAAAGAAAAAAACACACAAAAAACUGCUUUCAGCAGCAAUAGACUUACUUUUGCAGCAUUAUUUUUUUUUCGGUGGAUUUGUUUGCAAUGUGGUCCCAGUGCAAUAAAGAUAUUGGCAAAUGUGUAGCCAGAAA